ACAGCUCACAUUCGCCUCUCCGCCAUGAGCAGAAGCAUGUGUGAUUCGCGUGCCGCCAGCAUCGUCUCCCACCUCUCCGCUUGAUGAUCACACGGAUUCUGAAGGAUAUCCGCUUAAUGUCGCGACAUCACGUCUGCUAUAUUUGUGGCAAGAACUUCAGGCGCCCGAACGAUUUGAGAAGCCAUCGGGCCAGCGGUGUUCAUAUAGCGUCAGGGUCGAGGACUAUCGACGUCCCAUCCGGCAUCCGGAUUCCAUGUUCCGGAGAGACUUUUCCAUGAACGCUGUGCGGCAAAGCUCUUGGCUGGCCAUCGGAUAGAGAUAGACACAUGGCAAGCCCUGACGUUCACUCCCAUAUAUGGAGCCCGGGCCGACGACUUCUCGGGCAAUAUACAUUCGCAUCUGCUCAGGAGUGCAGCGGCUGUGGGCAAGCGUUCAUGCACGAAAAGGCUUUUUGUCAUCAUGCACCUUGUCACCAGCCAGCGACUGGAAGUCGUGAGCACCUGUCUGGGAGCGAUGGCGACAAAACGGGACAGGAAGACAAAGUCAAGGCGCAUGCCGAGGAGGAUAUCACGCCCUUGAACGACUUUGAGGCGCAGCUACUUGCAGCCGCCAAUGAUACAUCGUCUAAAGAAAUCCAAGCCGAGAAGCAGAGCCCCAUGCUUGUCCAAGCUUUAAACGAAGGUGCGAAUACAUCGAAAAGGAACGUUGGUGCAGGUAUUAGCCGUACAGAAAGUCCACAUGCUCGGAUCUGCUAUGGCUGCGGCAAGGGCUUCUGGGACAGCCAAAGGUUCUGGAACCACGAUCCCUGCUUUACGACGAUUGCGAAAACGAAGCCUUCUUCCGUAUCAGUGCCACGCAACCCUCCAGAUACGUCCUCGAAGAAGAUGCGUGACGAUGCAGAUUUGAGUCUCCAUUGUAUGGCGCCGAAUGCGCAAAAGCACAGUCCGAUAAAUGCGGAGCAAGCAAAUAACGAAUGCGUAACAGUGAAAGGAAAAGAACGAGAAACCCCAGAAAACGUCACUAAUGUAGCACCCUCGCCUGAAGUGCAACGCUUGCUAGUAGCCCUUGCGCAGAACAAUCCAGAAGCAAGACCAAUUCCGCCGGCUGAGCUUCAUGAUGUGUUACAUCGCGGUCCAGAUAUGCUCGCCUUGGCCUCAAGGAUGGAAGAAGACAAUGGUAUACUACAACAUUGGCUGGAACACAGAAAGGGGGACACCUUAGAGCAAGUCAGCAAGUCAAAAGCAACAGUAGCCCCUCGGCCAUCAUUAAAACAGAGAAAACGCAUGCUUCGGACUUGCAAGGAAGAGACUAUGGCCAACAUAUUGUGUUACGCGAAGCCGGGUGAGGAUCUCGACUGGACCAAGACUGAGGAUCGAGCAGAGCGAGCUCGCUUGCAGAACAUAAUCAAGGGUCGUAGAAGGCGCGAGCGGGAACUUCAUAGGGGAGGUCGGAGUGGCAGUGGAGGGGACUACCCUGGUGCAGAAGGAGUACGCGGCUUUUUGAGUCAGCGGUCUGGUUCUGAGCAGCACGUGCUGGGUCAAUGCAAUCAGUCAAGGGAAGUCCUAAAUGCAAGUGUUUUGGAGCGGGAACUGCUUCAAUAUGCUGCACUUGAGAAACAAUCCCGGCGCCAUUCGGGGCUAAUGAAGACGCCACAGCACCACAGCUUGACCACAGUCACUGGGUUAAAGUUAAGAGAUGCUACUGAUCAUGAUUUCGAGCAGUUCAUCGAAGAAGUUGAUCCAUGAGCGAACAAGAGCGUAUCUGAAGAAUUUCGGACGUACAGCCAACUUCGCACGCCAUUAGAAUGGCUGAUCAACUUGCCAUUUUGGGCACACGCAAAGACAGUGUCGCGCAGUAAGCCUUGCAGCUUGCACUCGGCUGUUCCGCAAGGUCUUGUUGUCGAUGGCCCAGAUUCCAAUUGGGCCAGCUCACUGAUUGUUGAGCUCAAUGAUUCUUGCUUGACACGUCUGAGUGACUCCAAAACUGUGUUCUCUGCGGUAUCUCGUGCGGCUUUAUUGUAUGACCUCCGGCCUCAUAGCCUGUAUACGAUGGCCAUCCUGGCGGAGCUGACGGAUUGGCUGCGAUCGGAUAAGACCUAUGCCGAUCCCUCGCCAUGCCUCAAUACAUGUAUCAUGGGGGGACUGGGGCACACUGCCCCUGCACCACGCAACCGGCAUCACAUGCAAAAUUGCGGGCGUUGAACUGGAGCUGUAUGUUAUAACGCCGUCCGUACAAAACCAAAGGGCGCGUGAAGAUUUGAGUGGCGCGUCAUCUCCCGGGGAUAUCGCAUUGAGAAGCCGGGUGCCGGUCAGUGGCUACCGGUUCUCGAACCUCAUGCUCCGACACCAGUCCAGACUAGUCUCCUGUAGACACUACUAUCUGCUGGACUCCAAAAGCUCUCAUCGAGGUCCUGGCAUCAUGGUUCGCGUAACGGUUCGUGUAGGAGAUCCAUGCAAGGCCUCCAUGGUACUGAACAUCGGGAAUGGCAGCGUGCCUUUAUUUAUGGGAAGACGUUUGCACACGGUUAGAAAGCAAUCUCUCAUUGAACCCGCACUCUCUUCUGGUCAUGGAAACAACGCUCUCUCAUUGCAUCAGCAACGUGCACAACAUACUGUGAUACAGUCUACAACGGAGAUACACGAUCUUUGACUUUACAACGGCAUACCGACUCUCGCUCUUUCGAUACAACGGCAGAAACGACCGACCACGUGUGAAAUAGUACCGCAAGGCUAGACACAAACUCCAGGUCUCAACGCUCAUUCCGGACGCGUGCGAUAUGGCUGCUGAAUUACAGCAUCGGGUCUUGGGUGGCACACCUUCGCCACAGCCAGAUGUCGCCAUCGAUAUCACAUUCCUUACCCUGUUCACUGUAUGCGGUAUUUUCAAUCUCCAGAUCUUUUGGCGAAACAAGAAGCAGCAACGGCUGUUCGCCUUCAGCGCCGCUGUAGCCGGCUUCUGUUCGCUACGCAUCGUCACAACGUCUUUGCGGAUUGCCUGGGCUUACGAUCCCAGCAACGUACAGCUUGCAAUGGGCGCUCGUAUUACGACUUACACGGCCGCCGUCAUUCUUAUCGUGUCCAACAUCUGGUGGUCACAGCGUAUACUACGUGCACAACACCCCACCUUUGGCUGGACCAUGGCUCCUACAUUAUCAAUACCAAUAUGUGCUGGUCUUUGCGUUCUCACGAUAAUCCUAAUGAUCAUGGGCACAUGCAUCCAAUUCUACGUUGCUGCCGCACGUGCACAAUAUGCCGCACGUUGCAUACAACAAUAUGGCGACAUAUUCUUUGCGAUACUAGCAGUAUUGCCAAUUCCUGUUUUGUUGACAUCAGCCCUUGCAAAGACGCAUCCCGACCUUAAGGACCUCGCAGAGGAUAACUUUGGGCGCCACUGCAUCACAAGAAAGAUUUUGGUCUGUCUCAUAACUGCGACCUUCCUUUCCACUGGAGCACUUUUUCGAGCGACAAUCUCAUUCGCGCCCGAUACGCAGCCGGACGCGCCCAAUCCUUGGUAUUAUUCCAGGACUUGCUUUUACGUCUUCAACUUCGCUCUUGAUAUCUUGGUUCUGGUCCUCUGGAUGUGCGUACGAAUUGAAAGGAUGUUCAUUGUACCAAAUGGCGCCUGGGGUCCACAGUCAUACGGAGGCGGCUUCAUCUUUGCCGGUGAGCCUGGUAAUGAGAAACCGGCUAUGGUGACCCAUUCUCGCGAACACAUCAUUCAUGCUAUUAAGAGCUACGACACACUUUCGAGUAGGAGCAGCACAAUUCCUCCGCCUUCACGGUCUGGGUCUUGGGGUAGCGCACGCCGAUAUAUGAGUGCUUCGCCCUCGCUACCUCACAUCAGCUCACCCAGGCUGGGCCAACGAUCAUCUUGGGGCGAUGAUUCUCACACACGUGUCGAUUCGGCUUGGGGUGAUGACAGCCGAACAGGAAUCAGGUCCGUUGAUUCCAAGGAGAAUCUAUACUUACGACGGCCAGCGCCAUGCGUGCGAUGCCGUCACUGUGCCUCCCACGAGGAUGUCAACGAAUACACUGGCACCAUGUAUCGAAAUAGACCAGUGCUCCGUUUUGACCCUCGCUCAGCCCAGUGGAUCUCUCGGCCUAUGAGUCUCAGUGGGCCCAGUGUGUCCCAAUACUCUGUGCGAGAGACUUUACGUCCUGUGAGCACAAUCGAUGUGCGCAUGUCAGAAGAUGCGAGCCCUGGUAGCUUUCUCGGAUAUGCCGUAUGAAACGGAUGACCCGAUCCGCAGGUGGGGGGCCGAAUGCCACAGGAUUGAGAACAGUUUUUGGGAAUCAUGUUAUGGACCAUUGUGAGCCGGGACUCACGUGUAUGAAUAAGGAUUUUCAGGGCCGGCUGGCGUGCCGAGCGUGGGAGCAGUACUGAUGGAAAUCAGGUCAGACAAGACUUAGACCAACGACUCUCCUUGUGUUGUUUAUGGAUGCAUAAAAACGACAGCAGCAGUUUCUUGUGUGUGUUUGUCUGAGUGUUGUGGAUAGGUAGCGCAAUUCGGUUACGGGGUGUGCUGUGGAGGUGACGCAUUGUGGAGGUCGGUUGCAGAUAAUCUUUUCAGAUAGAGAUAGUCCGAAGAUAUGUGAUCGUGGGGAUCAGAAGAAGAUGGAAGAGAAGUAGGAGAGGUACCUAGGUAGUACCUUAGGUCAGGUACUAAGUAGGUGGGUAGGUAGCCUGGCGCGUGCGCGUAAAGGGUUUGCCAAGACUUGC
Molecule: messenger RNA, 4719 nt
Organism: Sphaerulina musiva SO2202
Lineage: Eukaryota; Fungi; Ascomycota; Dothideomycetes; Mycosphaerellales; Mycosphaerellaceae
Exons: 2
Coding region: 2777-4228 (483 amino acids)
Source: RefSeq, a predicted model, not a curated record